UUACAGCUUCAACGGUUAUUUGCCCAGCUUCUGCUCUUGGACCAGCAGGCUGCAUCUACGACAGACCUUACGGAGAGCUUUGGGUGGAACAGUCAGGAGGAAAUGAGGCAGCACGAUGUGCAGGAACUAAAUCGGAUUCUGUUCAGUGCUUUGGAAACUUCUCUUGUGGGCACUUCAGGUCACGACCUCAUUAACAGAUUGUACCACGGGAUUGUUGUCAACCAGAUUGUUUGUAAAGAAUGCAAGAAUAUCAGUGAGAGACAGGAAGACUUCUUAGACCUAACAGUGGCCGUCAAAGGUGUUGCUGGCUUGGAGGAGGCCCUGUGGAACAUGUAUGUAGAAGAAGAGUACUUUGAAAAUGAGAAUUUGUAUCAGUGUGGAACCUGUGAUAAACUUGUUGAAGCUUCGAAGUCUGCUAAACUCCGCAAGUUGCCACCCUUUCUCACUAUUUCUCUCCUGAGAUUCAACUUUGACUUCGAGAAGUGCGAGCGAUACAAGGAAACGAGCUGCUACACGUUCCCUAUCCGGAUAAACCUGAGGCCUUUCUGUGAGCAGACUGAAAUGGAUGAUUCAGAGUACAUGUAUGAGCUCUUCUCUGUUAUUAUACAUAAAGGUGGCUGCUAUGGAGGACACUAUCAUGUUUAUAUCAGAGAUGUGGAUGAAUUAGGAAACUGGCAGUUACAAGAAGAAGAGGAUAGACUGAUUGAAGAUAACACUUUAAGAGAUACCGAAAAUGGCCAAGAAAUAGAAAAUCCGUUGGCUGUCUUGAAAAGGAUUUUAUCAGAGGAAGAAUCUAAACAAAUUCCUGUGGAUCAAUUAGGGCAGAAAUUUUUGGAGAAAAAUGGAGUGUCCUGGAAUAAGAAAUACAGAAAACAAUGUGGAGCGUUACGGAAGUAUUUGCAGAACCACCCUCAGAUCUUUCAGUUCAGUCCCGAUGAAAAUAAGGUUGGUUUGAAGGAAAAACACAAGGUCCUGUUUAAGUCAGAUUCUCAAGGACAAGAUCUCCAAAGCCCUCCUCAGAAGAACGAUGUCCGGUGGAAUUCAGAAAAAAACCCUACGAGGCAAAGGGACAGCUCUGCUGGUUGCCACUGGUUUGAUCUGAAUGAUUCGAAAGUCCAGCCCAUCAAGGAGAAGGAUAUUGAGAAACAAUUUCAGGGUAAAGAGAGUGCCUACAUGCUGUUUUAUCGAAAAUCUCAGUUAAAGAGACCGCCUGAAGCGCGAGGAAAUCCAAGGUACCAAAUUCCUGAGCACCUUCUGAAUGAAAUGAAUGCUGCUAAUACUGAGCUGCAAAUGAAGAGAGAGGAAUGUGACUCUGCAAACAACGGCGUUGAUUUGCAUCUCCAUUUGAGUUCCUGUUACAAAUUUCACAAUGGGGCUCUGCAUCCUUCUCAUACUUGGAGAGAGAGCGUUGUGGAUUUGACUAUUGAUAGAAGAAAAACUCUAGGAGACCUUCGACAGUCAGUAUUCCAGAUGUUGGAAUCUUGGGAAGGAGACAUGAUUCUCAGUAUUGCCAGGCCUUUACCAGCAGGACUGCAUCUUUACCAGAUACUUGAUGGAGAUGAGAGGACACUGGAUGGCAUUGGGCUGGCUGAUGGAGCAGACAUCUUCGUGUGGAAUGGCAAAGAGGUUGGUGGCACAAAGGUGAUGACGGGCCCUGAUCACGAACCUGUGGUCGUAAACGUUCUUCGUUUGGCGGAGUAUAACGAAGGAGGGAAGGGCCAGCAUUUCACAGAGUCGCAGCACGUCUUCUCAUGCAGCACAAAACUAGGUGAUCUGCGCAGAGCCCUGGCACCAUCAGGAGGAAUCAUCUUAAAAAAUGGCUCGGGACCAGAUGAAGCCAAGAACUGGGAGGUUUUUCUUGAAGAAGAUAUGAGGGAAACGCUCAGAAGCGUUGGUCUCGCGGAUGGAUGCUCAGUACUAAUCUUAGACAGCCAUGACCAGAGCUUCGUGAAUGCGUCAAGUGGCAAUUUGACUGCUUUUACAUAUGACAUCAGCUGGCUCCAGGUUAAAAACUUCUGUGGGACAGAUGAUGAAGAGAAACACGUAAAAAUUACUGCCACGAUUGAAACGGUGAUGUCAGAUAUCAAAAUGAAAGCAAUACGGGAGCUUCAGCUAGAGGAGGAACUAGUGAAUGACAGCUGUCUUAGACCCAUUAAUGGAAAUGGGAAACUUCUUUCUCCAG
Calidris pugnax (ruff) is the source of this 2182-nucleotide messenger RNA. RefSeq names its product ubiquitin carboxyl-terminal hydrolase 40-like. Gene Ontology annotation, cellular component: nucleus; cytosol. Gene Ontology annotation, biological process: protein deubiquitination. Gene Ontology annotation, molecular function: cysteine-type deubiquitinase activity; cysteine-type endopeptidase activity. The record is from RefSeq and is a predicted model, not a curated record. NCBI's taxonomy places the organism in Eukaryota, Metazoa, Chordata, Aves, Charadriiformes, Scolopacidae. The annotation marks the transcript as partial. The transcript has 16 exons.